AUGCCAAAAUAUACAAAGAAAAGUCGUCCGCCUCGGAAUAAGACGACAAAAUCGGGCGCUGACGAUUCAGCAUCAAUCGACGAUGGCGUUAGCACUUGUUCCAAUAUGUCCGAUGUAACAAGCAUCUAUGAAGAUAGCGAAGUUGGUUUUCCUUUAGGAAAUGAUGUAAUCCUUACAUCGGAUUCUCUUGAUGAAAAACUUGACACAUCAAUUGAAGGUCUUCGAAAUAAAGAUUUGAGAACACGUGAAAAUUAUCUACGUACGCUUCAAACAUUACUAUCCCAAAAAUACGUUUCUGAGUUGGUUUCUAAUCGAAUUGAAAGUCUGACGGAACAAUUGAUAGCAUGCUUGAGAAAAGGCAAUGAAUCCGAAGGGAAAUUAGCGGCGACUGUUUCUUCGCUAGUUUUUAUUCAACUCGGUGAAGUCGAUGAUGAACUGUUUCUCAAAUUUCGUGAUGCAAUAUUACCAACAGUACGCGACGAAUCGAAGCUUUCAUCUCUCCGAAAACACUACACUCAAGCACUAGGCAUUAUUUGUUUCAUCUCCAGCGAGGAGAUUUCAUCAACGGUUGAAUUAAUGAAAAUACUAGAGACGAUUUUUUCUCCGUCAUACUUAUCUGAAGAUGGAGCAUCACCGAUCAUUAAUCACGACCUACAAGAAUUACACACAGCAGCGCUCACUUCUUGGUGUCUUUUAGCAUCCACUUUACCGGAUAAUCUCGCCCAUGAAUUGAUACGCAUAUAUCUUCCUGAAAAGAUACCCGGUCUUCUGGAAACGAACGAUAGUGAUCUACGUAAUCAAGCAGGUGAAACAAUAGCUGUUUUAUAUGAAAUAGCACGAGAUAUUCACAGCAUCUUUGCCGAACCAUCUGAAUCUUUAUUGAUAACAUUAGAAAAGAAAGCGAAUGAAAGUGCAAAAUAUCGUGGCAAGAAGGAGAAACGCUUACAACGUGCUACUUUUCGAGAAAUCUACAAUUCAUUUGAAGAAGGGACUUCACCUGACUUCGACAUAAAAUUCGGCCGUGAAACACUGGAAAUCACGUCAUGGACUAGUCGAUUCUAUUACAAUAUGUUCAGUAGCAUACUAGCCACAGGAAUGAAUGUUCAUCUUAAAGAGAAUGGGUUUCUUCGUUCGGUAUUCAAUCUAGACGAGCCAGAAAUUGAAAAUCUUGAGCAAUCAAAAGUGAAUAAAUUGGAUCGACAUAACGCUAACAAAGCUGCAUUUAAAACUCGUACUCAAGCUUUAAAUAAAACUCGUGCAAAUAAAGUGAGACGUAACCACUACGAAGAUUAA
Messenger RNA from Adineta ricciae, 1293 nucleotides. NCBI's taxonomy places the organism in Eukaryota, Metazoa, Rotifera, Eurotatoria, Adinetida, Adinetidae. The record is from the annotation of a GenBank genome assembly.